UCGAUGUCCGCUGACCACAGCGUGGCCAAGAGCCUGAACUGCAGCGUGCGGCUGGUCCGCCUUGAGGAGCUGACUGGGCAUCAGGGCGGCCGCAAGGGCCGGCCCGGUGUCUUGUGUGGAAAGGUUAUUCCCAACAAUGCCAAUAUGAUCGUCCACAUGAGGACUCACUCCGGCGAGAAGCCCUACAGGUGUGACCGAUGCAUGAAGUGCUUCAGUCACAAAGGCAAACUGAAUAAACAUGUAAUGACUCACUCUGGGGAGAAGCCCUACAAGUGUGACCAAUGCACGGAGCGCUUCAGUCGGACAGGCACCCUGAAGAUCCACCUGAGGACUCACUCCGGGGAGAAGCCCUACAAGUGUGACCAAUGCACGAAGCGCUUCCGUCGGACAAGCCACCUGAAGAUCCACCUGAGGACUCACUCCGGCGAGAAGCCCUACAAGUGUGACCAAUGCCCGAAGCGCUUCAGUCAGAAUAACAUCCUGAAGAACCACAUGAGGACUCACUCCGGGGAGAAGCCCUACAAGUGUGACCAAUGCACGAAGCGCUUCCGUCGGACAAGCAUUCUGAAGAGCCACACGAUGACUCACUCCGGUGAGAAGCCCUACAAGUGUGACCAAUGCAUGAAGGGCUUCAGUCAGACAAGCCACCUGAAGAUCCACCUGAGGACCCACUCCGGUGAGAAGCCCUACAAUUGUGACCAAUGCACGAAGCGCUUCAGUCAGUCAGGCACCCUGAAGAUCCACCUGAGGACUCACUCCGGGGAGAAGCCCUACAAGUGUGACCAAUGCACGAAGCGCUUCAGUCGGACAAGCCACCUGAAGAUCCACCUGAGGACUCACUCCGGCGAGAAGCCCUACAAGUGUGACCAAUGCCCGUAGCGCUUCAGUCAGAAUAACAACCUGAAGAACCACAUGAGGACUCACUCCGGGGAGAAGCCCUACAAGUGUGACCAAUGUACGAAGCCCUUCCGUCGGACAAGCAUUCUGAAGAGCCACAUGAAGACUCACUCCGGUGAGAAGCCCUACAAGUGUGACCAA
This is a messenger RNA of Gadus macrocephalus (Pacific cod), 1038 nucleotides long. RefSeq names its product zinc finger protein 239-like. The transcript has a single exon. Lineage: Eukaryota; Metazoa; Chordata; Actinopteri; Gadiformes; Gadidae. The record is from RefSeq and is a predicted model, not a curated record. The coding region runs from base 4 to 879 and encodes 291 amino acids.